CUAGCCCCAACCAAGAUGGUCUCCUUCUCGAGCCUUGCCGCUAGCGGCAGCAACCUACUGCGCCUACCGAGAAAUCGAACAGAGCCCACUUUGUCAACUCCCCCGGUACUUCCUGCUUUCGAUUUUGCAUCAUCCCACCACCAAUUGCCAACCGAGACCUCUCAACUCGGAAGCACCACCCCUUCUCCCUCGACAGCUGGCUUGGAUGCUAUGCCCAUGCUUACCGCUGCUCGCAACACGUCCGGUCCCUUGGCCGUUGAAAAUCAACACAUGGCCACAGAGCCCAGUUCCACACCUACAUCAUGGUCCCGCUCCAACCAACAGUCGUCGGCCCAGUCCAAAACCUCGCAGUACAUCGAUAAGAUCACAUCCGAGAACGAGAAGCUGAAGAGAGAACUGAGGGCCGAAAAGCUUAAAAACGAGGAUGAGUCGAAGCGUGUAGCAGCUGCCCGAACAAAGGCCGAGGAGUCUCGUUCCGAGCACCAGUCACUGCAAAUCCUCGUCGAUACCAACUCUAGAGCUUUGGAGAGGAAGGACCGCAAACUAGAAGAGAUGGCCGCCCAGCUGGAAACGGAAUCGAAGAGGCGCAAGGCUGCCGAAACCAGGGCUGAGGAAGCAUUGAAGAUGUUGGGCGAUACGCGAUCCGAGACACAGCGACAACUUGCUGCCGCUUACGAACAGAAGCAUCUCGCCGAGACCAACUUGCAGACCGCGAGGGAUGGCUACAAGCGUAUCACCGAUGCCUCCGACAAGAGGCUAGCCCGCCUCAAGGAAGACGUCAACGAGCUGAGGAGGGAACGCCUGGAGGAUGCGGAUAACAUCAAACGCCAUGUCAUCGUCACCGACCAGUUGCAGCACGAACUCCUUCGCCACCAACGCAGCGAGAACAAGAUGACGGACGUUCUUGCCGAGUAUAAGCGCGAACACCGCAAGGAAAUUGACAGUCUGAUCGUGGAAAUGGAGCGCCUGCAAGCCAUUGUCCCGGAGAAAGAGCGACAGGCUGAUGCGCUACUUCAGGAGCUAUUGGAAACCAGGGACAAAAUGAAGUGGGUCAUGGCACAGCGCCAGCGGACUGGUCACGACUGA
Molecule: messenger RNA, 1086 nt
Organism: Periconia digitata
Lineage: Eukaryota; Fungi; Ascomycota; Dothideomycetes; Pleosporales; Periconiaceae
Source: the annotation of a GenBank genome assembly